AUGAACCUCGACACAGGUGGAUUACGGCAAAGGCGAACAGGUGUUUCAAAAAUUGUCGAGGAUCUAGACAUUUUUGAAAAAGUGGCUGACAAUGUGAAAGAAGAAAAGAGGAUUUCAUCUGGUCUAAUUUCUCUUUUGUGUUUCACUACCAUAUUUCUACUUGUUGUUGGUGAAUUAAUCCAUUACAUCAUUGGGAAGAAAGAGUAUGAAUACCGCUUUGACGUGGACACUUCAAUAGAUGAUAUGCCCACCCUGGACGUAGACAUGGUAGUGGCAACGCCAUGUAAUAAUCUUGCUGUCCUAAGCACUAUGGACGAUAGCGGAGGGUUAUUUGCCCCUCUAAAACAAACUAUCAAAAAGGAUCCGACUAGGUUUGAGCUUACCGAUGAAGAGCAACUGUAUUGGACUGUGCUUCGUCAUGCUCACUCUUCUAUGAACGAUGCUGGCUUCAGAGGUCUUGAAGAGUUACAAUAUGUCGAUUCAAACGUCGAAGAAAAUUUGGAACAUAUCGCGAAUCAAAAACAAAGAGAUGAAGCGAUAGCCAUUAGUCAACAGCGAAAGAAUCGCCAAGGCUCGAAAAGCCCUUUAGAACUCGGUCAACUAGUUGUGAUGAUAGGAAACGGUAUGGGAAUGUUCCAAAUUAUCUCUUCAAAUAGUGAGGAUGAAGGUGUCAUAACGGAAUGUUUGUUUCAUGUUUCAGGUACCGCAUGCCGAGUUCACGGGAAAUUUCCAGUGAGAAAAGGAAAAGAGGAAACAGUUACAAUAUCAAUCGGUUCUUCCUUGGGUAUGGGAAUGUUUGCGCAUCUAGAGGGAAGUAAAUUAUCAGGGAAUAUUUCUCAUCGGAUCGAAAGGUUUAAUUUUGGGCCAAGAAUCAGUGGUUUGGUCGCUCCUCUUGCUGGAGCUGAGCAAAUUUCAAAAAGCGGUCAAGAUGUGUAUCGCUACUUCAUAAAAGUUGUGCCGACAAAAAUCCACCAUGGAAUCUUUGGUAGAUAUACGAUGGCAUAUCAGUACUCUGUGACGUUCCUGAAGAAGAAACUGAGCGAGGGCGAACAUAGUCAUGGUGGUAUCUUAUUCGAGUACGAGUUUUGUGCAAACGUGAUCGAGGUUAGGGAAACAGCAAAAUCACUCAUUGCACUUUUUGUUCGUUUGUGUGCUGUUGUUGGCGGUGUAUUUGCCACUAGUCGAAUAAUCAACAAUGUGAUCCAGUUUUUACUGAAUACCUCCAAACGGAGCAGUAAACCGCUCUCUCUGUCGUCUACGCAUCAUCGGGAAAAACCCCUUCUCAACUCGGGACUGUCUGUUAAGUAA
Molecule: messenger RNA, 1308 nt
Organism: Haemonchus placei
Lineage: Eukaryota; Metazoa; Nematoda; Chromadorea; Rhabditida; Trichostrongylidae
Source: the annotation of a GenBank genome assembly